Helianthus annuus (common sunflower) is the source of this 2955-nucleotide messenger RNA. RefSeq lists its product as uncharacterized. Bases 1 to 2955 code for a protein of 984 amino acids. Gene Ontology annotation, biological process: telomere maintenance; DNA repair. Gene Ontology annotation, molecular function: DNA helicase activity. The record is from RefSeq and is a predicted model, not a curated record. NCBI's taxonomy places the organism in Eukaryota, Viridiplantae, Streptophyta, Magnoliopsida, Asterales, Asteraceae. The transcript has 10 exons.
AUGGUUGAUAAAAGAUGUUCGAAAAACUUUCCGAAGAAAUUCACACCACAUACAACUAUUGAUUCAAAUGGUUUUCCUGUAUACAGAAGAAGAGAUUCAGGUCAUACAGUUAUAAAAUCUGGUGUUAGAUUAGACAACAGAAAUGUUGUUCCUUCUAACAAAAGGCUUUUGAAAAGAUAUCAAGCACACAUUAAUGUUGAAUGGUGUAAUCAAGCCGGUUCAGUGAAAUAUUUGUUCAAGUACAUCAACAAAGGUCCUGAUAUGGCUACUGCAGUAGUUUCUGGUGAUACAAGUUCAACCAUCAAAGAAAAGCCAAAAGAUGAGAUCAAGGAGUAUUAUGAUUGUAGAUAUAUUUCAGCUUGUGAGGCAUCCUGGAGAAUAUUCUCUAAUGAGGUUCACUAUAGGUAUCCUGCUGUUAUGAGUCUUCCCUUUCAUUUGCCCGGCCAACAGAAUGUUGUGUAUGGUGCUGAUGACGAUAUUGAUAAUGUUUUAAGCAAGCCUUCUGUUGCUUCUUCAAUAUUUAUGCAAUGGAUGAAGUUGAAUGAGACAAAUGAAGAUGCUAGAAAGCUGACUUAUGUUGAGUUUCCUUCCAAAUUUGUUUGGAUACUUAAAGAUAGAUGUUGGCAGGUACGUAAGUUGUACCAGUGUGUUGGUCGGAUUCAUUCUGUAUCUCCUGCUUUGGGCGAACCUUAUUUUUUGAGGAUACUACUGAAUAAAGUUAAAGGACCUAGAUCAUUUGAGGAGAUACGUAUAGUUAACGGUCAAUUGUUCCCGACUUUUCGAGAUGCUUGCUAUGCGAUGGGACUUUUAGAUGAUGACAAUGAAUACGUUGAGGCCAUUAAAGAAGCAAGUUUUGAAGGACAUGUUGGGUAUCUUCGAGCGUUAUUUGCUACCCUGCUUUUGUCAAAUACUCUAUGUCGGCCAGAAUUUGUUUGGGAGAAUACGUGGAAAUACUUAGCUGAUGAUAUUGUUUACAGACGUCAAAAAGAAACAAAUAUUUCAGGUUUAGUGCUUCCUGAACAUCAGAUUAAGAACCUUACUUUGUUGAAAAUUGAAAACUAUUUAAUUUCCAAUGGUUCAUCAUUACGAAUGUUUGCCACUAUGCCGUACCCUGAUGAUGAUUCCUUACGUGAUGCUUCUAAUCGUCUGAUCAAUGAAGAGCUGUCACAUGACCUAGAUGAAGUACAAGCUGAGUUUAACAGGUUGGAUCAAUCUCUUACAGAUGAACAACGAGCGGUUUUUGAUGAAAUAAUGGAAGCAGUUGUAGGGCGUAAAGGAGGCCUUUUUUUUGUCUAUGGUUAUGGUGGAACUGGAAAAACCUUUUUAUGGAAGACUUUGGCUUCAGCUGUUCGAUGCAGAAAUGGAAUAGUUUUAAAUGUGGCUUCAAGUGGUAUUGCGUCGUUAUUACUUUCCCGUGGAAGGACAACUCAUUCUCGGUUCCAUAUUCCCAUUAAUCUAACAGAAGAUUCAAUGUGCAAUAUUAAGCCAAAUAGUGAUAUUGCGAGAUUAUUAAAGGAAACCCAAUUAAUAAUAUGGGAUGAAGCACCGAUGGUACACAAACAUGCGUUUGAAGCUUUAGAUAGGACCAUGACCGACGUAUUUUCGGAAGGUAGGAGUAUUCGUUUGGAUAUUCCUUUUGGUGGUAAAGUUAUUGUAUUUGGUGGUGACUUUAGACAAAUACUACCUGUUAUUCCUAAUGGUACUAGACAAGAAAUUGUUAGUGCGUCUUUAAGCUCUUCAUACAUAUGGGCAAAAUGCAGACUCUUACGGCUGACUAAAAACAUGCGUCUAACUAUUGGAGUUGAAAGUUCGAAUAUGAAGUCUAUCAGAGAAUUUGCAAAAUGGCUUAUUGAUAUUGGUGAAGGAAACGUUGGAGAUGAUAAUGAUGGUGACGCCAUUAUAGAGAUACCAGAUGAUUUACUGAUAACCGAUAUUUGUGACCCAAUACAAAGUUUAAUUGACUUUGUAUAUCCUUCAAUUAUUCAACAAUUUAGGAUUGCUGGAUUUUUUUCUGAGCGAGCAAUUCUAGCACCCAAAAUGAGAUUAGUUCUUAAAGUUGGUGUUCCUGUGAUGCUUCUUCGAAACAUUGAUCAACAGAAAGGGUUAUGUAACGGUACAAGGCUUGAAAUUACUUUUCUUGGUAAACGAGUUAUAGAAGCUGAAAAUAGUUUUAACUCAUACUCUGUUUCUAUGAUUAAUUUCACUAUAUACUUUGUUAAUACAAAAAGUUUUAUGAUGUAUACUACAUUUGUUAAGUUUCUUCAUAACCCAGAAUCUUUGAAACUGGAUGUACCUAUAUUCUUUGCUAAUCAAAAUUGGGGAGAUUGUUGGCAAAAAAGUAGGUUGCAAAUAUUUCAUGAGUCUGGUAAAAAAUGGGUUGUUAGGGUCAGAACAGAAAAUUCAACGCCGAUAAUAACUGACGGUUGUGACAUUGUUGUUAAAGAUCUCAAUUUGCCGAGGGAUACUUUGUUGGUUUUCAAACCAUUAGGUGAUUUUGGACUUGAACUUUCCUGUUAUGUUAAUGGCAUGUGUGGGGAAUCUUAUUUCACCUUUAAUCGUUAUGCAAGAUUUGGUUUUACGGUAAUUGAAGACUGCUUCAUUGAACAUUUUACAGGAUGGCCGGAAAUGUGCAAUGAUAUUGGGAUACUUGAGGAUGAUUUGCUUGUGUUUAGCAGGAUUGAUGAUUUUGUUUUUGAAGUAGUAGUUUAUAGAGAUGAGAUUGAGAUUUGCUUUCUACAGAAACCUGAAUCUGAUGAUGAUAGUGUAGUUGAGAUAUCGAAGGCUGAUUAUGUUGAUAAUGCAUUCAAGGACAUCUAUGAGGAUAAAGAAGUUGUUUCUGUAGGUGAAGGUACAACCGUUACUCAGGUUAAGAAGAAAGGUAAAGUUACUUCUAAGAGAAAGGAGGUCGUCAAGAAUAGGACUAAGGGAAAUGUUGCCUUACCUGGACACAAGUGA